AUGGCAUCCAAGGCACUUGCAAUUAUCGCUGGCGUGGGUCCUGGCACAGGUGCUUCCAUUGCUAGACGCUUCGCUCAGACCUAUUCUGUCGUGCUUCUAUCCCGGAACCCCGACAACUACGAGUCUCUUGUCCAGGAGAUCAACUCCAAGGGCGGACAGGCUGUCGGCAUCAGUACCGAUGUCUCUGAUGCGGAUAGCGUCAACGCUGCAUUUGACCAGAUUGCGAAACAGUUUCCCGAUGCAGCCGUGGCUGCUACUAUCUUCAAUCCCGGUGGUGGAUUCGUGAGGAAGCCAUUUCUUGAGCUCACGGAAGAUGAUUACUCUUUGGCUCUCAAGUCGCAGGGCAACGGAGGCUUCAAUAUUGCCAAGCGCGCCCUGCCCCUUCUGCUCCAAGCUAAAGACUCAGUCCCUCACCCGCCCACUCUGAUCUUCACCGGAGCCACUGCCAGUCUGAAGGGAUCAGCCAAUUUCGCAGCAUUUGCUUCGGCAAAGUUUGCACUGCGUGCCCUGGCACAGUCACUCGCCCGUGAAUUCGGACCGAAGGGUAUCCAUGUAUCCCACGCCAUUAUCGAUGGUGUGAUCGACAUCCCGCGUACCAAGACUUGGACCUUCGAGCAUGAGGAUGCGAAGCUGAGCCCCGAUGCUAUUGCCGACUCGUACUGGCACCUGCAUACUCAGCCGCGGACAACCUUUGCUUUCGAGCUGGAUUUGAGACCUUAUGUCGAGAAGUGGUAG
Molecule: messenger RNA, 735 nt
Organism: Penicillium maclennaniae
Lineage: Eukaryota; Fungi; Ascomycota; Eurotiomycetes; Eurotiales; Aspergillaceae
Product: oxidoreductase, short chain dehydrogenase/reductase family
Exons: 4
Coding region: 1-735 (244 amino acids)
Source: RefSeq, a predicted model, not a curated record